Messenger RNA from Coffea eugenioides, 1738 nucleotides. RefSeq names its product probable RNA 3'-terminal phosphate cyclase-like protein. Lineage: Eukaryota; Viridiplantae; Streptophyta; Magnoliopsida; Gentianales; Rubiaceae. Bases 240 to 1379 code for a protein of 379 amino acids. Gene Ontology annotation, molecular function: RNA endonuclease activity. The record is from RefSeq and is a predicted model, not a curated record. Gene Ontology annotation, biological process: endonucleolytic cleavage of tricistronic rRNA transcript (SSU-rRNA, 5.8S rRNA, LSU-rRNA); ribosome biogenesis. The transcript is spliced from 6 exons. Gene Ontology annotation, cellular component: nucleolus.
AGGAGAGAAUUGAAAUUUGAAAAACCCUUAGCCGUGAAUUGUGAGCUUGGGCAUAAAUCGUAAACCUGGCGGUCGCUUCCUGCUGCCUGCACUUACCCACCAUCCACUAAAUAAAUUCAGUGCGGAGUUAAUUCUUUUUUAUUCUUUUUUUUUUUUAAAUUUGUUAAGCAGCAGCCGAGCGGCCUGAAACCGGAGACUUAGAGAGGAAGAAGGACGCUGAGAGAUUUGCCAGAAGAAAAAUGGGAAAAAUAUCAUGGAUGAAGCUUAAGGGAAGCCAGAACCUGAGGCUGCGCCUUCUAUUAUCGACACUCUCCUCAACUCCUAUCCUCAUCGAGGACAUUCGCGCCGACGCCACCUGGCCUGGCAUCCGCCCCCACGAUGUCUCCUUCCUCCGCCUCCUUGAGAAGAUCUCCGACGACUGCCUGGUUGAAAUCAACGAAACCGGCACAAAAUUGAAGUAUAAGCCGGGGAUUGUGAUGGGUGGGAAGCAUUUAAUUCAUGACUGCGGCGUUAUUCGGUCUAUCGGAUAUUUCUUGGAGCCGUUGAUUCUGCUUGGUUUGUUUGGAAAGAAGCCCCUCUGCAUAAGGCUCAGAGGAAUUACCAAUGAUUCUAAGGAUCCAUCUGUUGAUACAUUCAGAUCAACUACUUUACCCAUUUUGAAACGGUUUGGAGUUAAUCCAGAAGGAUUGGAGCUAAAAAUUGAGAGCCGCGGUGUUGCUCCUGGUGGGGGCGGUGAAGUUAUUUUGUCGGUCCCCAUUCUCCAGGAUAGUUUACGAGCAGUUACCUGGAUUGAUGAAGGAAUGGUUAAGAGGAUUAGAGGAGUGACUUUUUCAACUAGAGUGUCUGUUCAGUUUGAGAACACCAUGAUACAUGCAGCUCGUGGGAUCUUUAACCGUUUGCUUCCAGAUGUACACAUAUUUACGGAUCAUAAAGCUGGUUUACUGGCUGGAAGGUCGCCUGGUUAUGGGAUUUCACUUGUUGCAGAAACGACUUCUGGGUGCUUCAUCUCAGCUGAUAAUUCGGUAUGUUAUGCACAAGGGGAGGAAGAGGCUGAGAUUGAGGAUGAGGCAAUGCAAGACUUGAUGCCUCCAGAAGACACUGGUGAGCAAGCUGCUGGUGUCUUGCUUGGGGAGAUCGAACAAGGAGGGGUGGUAGAUUCUACUCAUCAGGGAUUGUUGUUUCUUCUUUGUGCAUUGUGUCCACAAGAUGUUUCGAAGGUUCGUGUUGGUAAGCUUUCACCCUAUGGAAUUGAAGUACUCAGGCAUAUCAGAGACUUUUUGGGGGUCAAAUUUGUAAUCAAGCCAGAUCCAUCGACAGAAACCGUCAUCCUUAAAUGCGUGGGUUGUGGAUUAAAGAACUUAUCCAGAAAGGUCUCAUGAGGAGCAAUGGCAGUAGGUAUCAAAAAUAUUCUCAACUUGGUCUGCAGUGGGUUGAGUUGUGGUUUUCAGCUAGGGUUUGCGUCCUGUUCCACUAGCACUGGGCUGUCAUUGGUUUCCUUCGAUGAAAAAAGAAUCAUCCUCAAUUUAAGAGGCAUUUAGUUUUGUUUUUCCUUUUUUAUUUUAAUCGGCAGAGCAGAAUAUGAUUUCAUGUAGUAGUAGUUUUCAAUUGAGUAAAUCUGUUGAAUUUGACUGGAACUUGCCGCUGCAUCGGGGUAAUUCUUGAUGCUUUUUCUCCUAGCACCCUCAGUUCUUUCUCAGCAGCGCUAUCGUAAUUCUAUUGUAAUGAUUCUUCAGCGCUC